UGCAUGAAGCAAGGGAGGGAGAGCUGCUGCAUGAAGCAAGGGAGGGAGAGCUGCUGCAUGAAGCAAGGGAGGGAGAGCUGCUGCAUGAAGCAAGGGAGGGAGAGCUGCUGCAUGAAGCAAGGGAGGGAGAGCUGCUGCAUGAAGCAAGGGAGGGAGAGCUGCUGCAUGAAGCAAGGGAGAGCUGCUGCAUGA
Molecule: messenger RNA, 192 nt
Organism: Guillardia theta CCMP2712
Lineage: Eukaryota; Cryptophyceae; Pyrenomonadales; Geminigeraceae
Exons: 1
Source: RefSeq, a predicted model, not a curated record